UUCAGUAUCAUACAGAACAUAGAUGGCUUAUGGGUUCUCGAAUUCAAGUGAAUAUAUUCUGUGGAGCAAUGAAAAUGCUAAUAGACGAUCUCUGGAAGAAACUGCUGCCUGGGAAACUGUGUUACAUUUUUUCUUUCCAACAACAUGCAUUCGAAAGGAGAAUCAGGUGGUAACGCCUUGCAGCCAGCUGCACGAUUUUAGCAAAAGUGAAUGUUUGGACCGCAAAUGCUGUUAUUCGUCAUCUAAGACCAGUAACUUCCACUGUUUUCUCCUGCUAAAAGACAAGCCUACGCAGAUGUUCUGGAUGUUUGGGCUUGGUGUGAUCAGCAUGAUCGUCCUGGGAUGUCUGCCCAUUUGUUGCUGCUUGCUUUGCCAGAGGAGCACAUGGGCCAAUCCUUUACGAAGGAAAGUCAACAGAAUUUUAAAGGGUUUGAAGAACCGAAGAAACAAACUAAAGAGGGAUGCUGAAAUUGAAAUGUUAGGGAGAGCAGUAGAUGAGGAAGGAUUAGGUGAUGAAAAGGAGAAGAAGACCGAAGAUAAUGACAAUAGGAUAUAA
Messenger RNA from Kogia breviceps (pygmy sperm whale), 556 nucleotides. Lineage: Eukaryota; Metazoa; Chordata; Mammalia; Artiodactyla; Physeteridae. The record is from RefSeq and is a predicted model, not a curated record.